Molecule: messenger RNA, 1260 nt
Organism: Phytomonas sp. Hart1
Lineage: Eukaryota; Euglenozoa; Kinetoplastea; Trypanosomatida; Trypanosomatidae
Source: the annotation of a GenBank genome assembly
AUGUCCAACCCCAAGAAACCCAACACCCCGCACCAAUUUUGGAACCAGCAGCCCGUCCCGCAGUCCCCGGAUGACACCCACACCACCGGUCCGAUGGAUCGACCGAAAACGGUAGAUGAGAUCCCAACCGAGCCCUAUCCGAUUGCGAGCACGUUUGAGUGGUGGGUGCCGAACCCUCAGGACCCUCAAGAGCUACAGGCGGUCUACGAGUUAUUGCGGGAUAACUACGUCGAGGACGAGGACAGUAUGUUUCGAUUCAACUACUCCAAAGAGUUUCUCAACUGGGCCUUGACCCCGCCGGGGUACGUUCUGGAUUGGCUCGUCGGGGUUCGAAGGAAGCACGACAAAAAGCUCUUGGCCUUCAUCUCCGGCGUGCCGAUAACUGUCAAGAUGGGCGUCCCGACAUCUUUACAUGAAACGACCAUACAAAAGGCUGAGGCCGAUGGAACGGCGGUCGAGCUGUAUGAAAAACCCCGACGCAUUUGUGAAAUUAAUUUCCUCUGCGUGCAUAAACAGCUUCGCGAAAAGCAUUUAACACCGAUCUUGAUUAAAGAGAUCACGCGACGUGUAAAUAGGAUGGACAUUUGGCAAGCAAUUUAUACCACCGGGGUGACACUUCCUACACCAUUUAGCUCGAGUCAAUAUUAUCAUCGUAGUUUGAACCCCGAGAAACUUGUGGCGAUUAAAUUUAGUGGAAUUGGCCCGCAGUAUCAACGCUUUCAGAAUCCCAUGGCGGUACUUAAACGUUUACUCCAGUUGCCAGCCGAGCCACGGACGAAGCAUCUGCGAGAGAUGCAGCCCUCUGAUGUCCCACAGGUCGCCAAACUUUUGCAAGCGAACUUGGACAGGUUUGACGUGGCCCCUGUAUUCAACGAGGAGGAGGUCCUGCAUUAUCUUACACCAAGAGAUGACAUCGUGUUUACUUAUGUUAUUUGCCACAACGGGGAAGUAACUGACUUCUUUUCAUUCUACUCCUUACCAUCCACGAUUAUCGGAAACAGCAAGUAUAAUCUGCUCAGGAUCGCUUAUAUCUUUUAUUAUGUGGCCACAACAGUGCCGCUUCAGCAGCUGAUACUCGAUCUACUUAUUAUAGCAAAAAAAAAGGAAUACGAUGUCUGUAACAUGGUAGAUAUUUUGGAUAAUAGAAGUUUCGCCGAACAACUUAAAUUUUCUCAGGGGGAUGGACAGCUUCAUUACUACUUUUAUAACUGGGCAUAUCCCAAGCGCCAGUCUUCCGAUAUAGGAUUGGUUAUGCUUUAA